Penicillium concentricum is the source of this 1458-nucleotide messenger RNA. Its product is annotated as HAD-superfamily hydrolase subfamily IA variant 3. NCBI's taxonomy places the organism in Eukaryota, Fungi, Ascomycota, Eurotiomycetes, Eurotiales, Aspergillaceae. Bases 1 to 1458 code for a protein of 485 amino acids. The record is from RefSeq and is a predicted model, not a curated record. The transcript has 4 exons.
AUGACUCGAUCCCCACCACUCACUGUUAGUCCCAUCAACCUGGUUCUGGACCUCGGAGGUGUACUUUUCCAUCCAAAGUUUGGUCAGGUGCAGCUGAAUACCCACACAUCUUCUGUAUCGGUGAAAAGGCUUGUCUCUACAUCGACAUGGAUGGCCUAUGAAUGUGGAAAGCUCUCAGAGAAAGAGUGUUACCAAAAACUAGCGGAUGAAUAUGGUUUCCAAGCAGAUGAUCUUGCGAUGGCCAUAAGGAAAGGCCGUACAAUUGCUGAUUACGAUCGAAAUCUUGUGGCAAGUCUCCUGGAUUUCAAAAAGGCCAUGGGUGGCAAAGUGGUGUUCAUUCUCGCAUCGAACAUCUCCAGCCCAGACUACUUGGCUCUUCAGCAACUGUGGGGAAAGGAUUUCUGGUCCCUUUUCGACUACUGCUUUCCCUCUGCCACAGUGGGCACCCGCAAACCAAGUAUGCGGUUCUACCGCCACAUGCUGGGGGCCAGUGGUGCUGUACCUCGAGACACCAUUUUCGUGGAUGAUCGGGCGGAGAAUGUCCUAGCGGCUUCUGCUAUGGGCAUCAAAGGAAUUGUGUUUACCGAUGGCGAGAAUCUCAUGCGGAGUCUCAUGAACAUGACUGGUAAUCCGGUAGAGCGAGGCCAGGCAUUCCUCCAGGCUAAUGCUGGCCAGCACCUCUCGACCACAGAUCGAGGAGAGGUGGUAGAAGAAAACUACUCUCAGCUUUUGAUACUGGAUACGACGGGUAAUAGCUCACUGGUGUCAUUGAGUCGUCCACCUAGAUUUUGGAACUUUUUUACGGGCGCAGCAAAGUUCACCACAGAAACCUACCCGGACGACCUUGAUACUACCUCUUUAGCCUUGGCAUCGAUGCCCUACGAAUCUUCCAUAGUGAAUUCCAUGCUGGAUGAAAUGCUGAAUAACGUUGACGAGGAUGGCUUGCUAAAGUUUUACCUGGAUACCUCACGCCCCAGGGUUGACGCAGUGAUCUGUCUCAAUAUUCUCACACUUUUCUGCAUGUACGAAAGAGGCUACCAGCUGCCAGAAACUCUGAACUGGAUCUACGACAUUCUCCUCAAUAGGGCCUAUAUGAACGGCACUCGAUACUACACUACCCCGGAGUGGUUCUUGUAUUACAUGGAUCGACUCCUCUCCCGGUCUAAUGAUCAGAUCUUAAGAGACCGAUUUGAGGGCCUUCUUCGGACGCGGGUUAUUGAGCGGAUCGGUGCCGAAGGAGAUGCACUGUGUUUGGCCAUGCGACUGUGUGUAUGCAAUUCGCUUGGAAUCGCGAAUCGCCCUGAUAUUGAUGCUUUGACUGCUUCCCAGUGCAAGGAUGGAGGCUGGGGACCUUCGUUGAUGUAUCUCAUCCCGGGGUCCAGUAGGAGGCUUGGAAACAGAGGCGUGACGACGGCAUUCGCGGUGAAGGCACUCCAGAGUAUUUACACAGUGAACUAG